Molecule: messenger RNA, 906 nt
Organism: Drosophila hydei
Lineage: Eukaryota; Metazoa; Arthropoda; Insecta; Diptera; Drosophilidae
Product: venom allergen 5
Exons: 3
Coding region: 68-883 (271 amino acids)
Source: RefSeq, a predicted model, not a curated record
AUAUAAAUAUAUCGCAGGCGGCUGACAAAAUUUGCAUUUUCAAUACGCUUACUGCAACAGACAGAACAUGACUCGCAGGAUUCAUUUUGCAUGCAGCUGCCUGCCGCCGCUGCUGCUGGUGCUGCUGCUUAACUUUAAAGCUGAGCUUGUGGCCAGCGAGCAUUCAUGGUGCGAUCCUCAAUUGUGUAAUACGGGCAGCACUCACGUGGCCUGCAACAAUACAGGCGAAUUCAACGAGAAUUGCGCUGAGGAUGCAGUUAUGAUCAACUUGCAGCCACAUCGUGACUUUAUUCUGGCCGAGCACAACAAACGUCGUAACUUUAUAGCCGCAGGGCAUUUACCUGGUUAUUAUCCCGCCGCGCGCAUGGCCACAAUGAUCUGGGACGAGGAACUGGAAUACUUGGCCACCUUGAACUUGAAGACAUGCGAUCUGGAGCACGACGAGUGCAAUAACUCGUAUCGCUUCCGCAAUGUCGGCCAGAAUCUGUGUGGCGUGGAUCGACCGCGCAACAGACCAUUGAAUGUCCGUGGCAUUGUGGAGAACUCGAUGGGCCUUUGGUUCGGCGAGUAUCCACUUAUCGACAGCAGCUACAUAACCCAGUUCCGUGUGGCCAGGCAUCUUGAUAAAUAUGGACACUUUGCGGAAACAGUGGUGGAUCGCAAUACGCACGUUGGCUGUGCUAUGAUGAGGUUUACCAAUCCUCAAUAUCCCUUCCUCUAUAUCUACAACAUGGCCUGCAACUAUGCCAGCACCUAUGCGGUUGGUGUGCACGUGUAUAAGGUGGGCGAACCUGCCUCCGAAUGCUUAACGGGUGCGAAUCCCAAGUAUCCCGCUCUGUGCUCCCUGAAGGAACAAUAUAAUCCCAAUUAUAAUGAUUAUUGAUUAAACUGAUUACCAAAGAUAUG